CCAAUUUCCUUUUAAGUUGCAAGGUCACACUAACAAAUGGCUAAUUCUAGAGGAUACAACUUCACAAUCAUCCUCAUUUUAGCCAUUUCUUAUUUCCUAAUCGCGGUUGAAUGUCAUCGUGGCCUUGCAACUCCCCCCGCUAAUACCGACAUUGAAGUUUUUGUAAUCACCAACUUUGGUGCAAAGGGAGAUGGGAAACCUAUCUAUGCCAAUGGGGAAUCUAUGAACGGAAUAGCAAUGAUGAAAGCAUGGCAAAAGGCAUGUCAUUGUAGUAAUGGACCAUCAAAGGUUGUGGUACCUCCUGGAACAUUUGUAGCGGCAGAGGUUAUAUUCGCCGGACCAUGUAAAAAUCAUGUAACUAUUGAGCUUCAAGGAAAUGUGAUAGCUGAUUCUGAUAUUAGCCAAUUCCCAAACAAAGAAUUUAUCGUUUUCCAAGAUGUGGAUCGCGCCACUUUCACUGGACAAGGAACCAUUGAUGUUAGUAGCCAAGCAAAGAAGUUCUCACAUUCCAAUUAUAAGGAUGUUGAUUUCUCUAGUAUCAUGCCUUCAAUCAAGUUUUACAAGGCGAAAAACAUGGCAGUUGAAGGAAUAAGAUCAGUUAACCCUGCUGCAUACCAUGUGUUGAUUGUGGAGAGUGAAUGCAUAACCAUUGAAAAUGUGAAAUUUGAAGCAACGUCUGUGGAAUCUAACACUAACUCAAAUGGUAUCUACAUAAGUGCAUCUAGUAAAGUUAAUGUGUCUAACAGCUACAUCAAAACUAGUGAUGAUUGUGUCACUGUUGCUCCUGGAUCUACUGAUAUUUCUAUCACGGGAAUCACUUGUGUUGCAGGCCAAGGCAUUAGCAUUGGAUCGCGACCAUACACAACUUCACUUGAUGUGAGUGGUGUGCUAGUUAAGGGUUGCUCAUUCAAGGGAAGCGCAUUUGGUGUAAGGAUCAUUCCUCGCCUAGAAUUCAAAGCAAGUCUUAUUUCUAACAUUAAAGUUGAAGAUUUGAUAAUGGAAGGAGUGCAAAACCCUAUUGUCAUUGACCAAGUACAAAGCAUCCCCAUACUAAACAAGUUAAUUCAAGCGAAGAUAGAAGGUGUAUUCUUCAAGAACAUUAGAGGAACUACAACCACCAAGAAUGCAAUAUCUUUCUCAUGUUGCCCAAAAAAUCCUUGUGAAGGCAUUAAUGUGGUUGAUAUUGAUCUAAGCUUGGAUGCAAAGCUUAAUGCUAACCUCAACCUUGUUGACAAAACCUUGCCUGCAAAAGGGCUAAACUUUUUGGUCAAUUGUUUAAAUGCUAAAGUAAAUUUUGGGGGUAAACAUGAUGGAUUAAGUUGUGGUAUUCUCCCAUAAGAAACUUUUUUGCAAGUAUUUAAGUUGGAAACUAGCGGGUUACAUUAGAGAAACUUAAUCGAUUAAUUUGUAAUGAAUUAAUAAAAAUAUAUUCUCAUACUUUAUUCACAUUACAACAAUUAUGCUUUUUAAUC
Messenger RNA from Chenopodium quinoa (quinoa), 1472 nucleotides. RefSeq names its product exopolygalacturonase clone GBGE184-like. Gene Ontology annotation, molecular function: polygalacturonase activity. The record is from RefSeq and is a predicted model, not a curated record. Bases 37 to 1338 code for a protein of 433 amino acids. Gene Ontology annotation, biological process: carbohydrate metabolic process. NCBI's taxonomy places the organism in Eukaryota, Viridiplantae, Streptophyta, Magnoliopsida, Caryophyllales, Amaranthaceae. The transcript has 5 exons.